CAAAGUGUACUUUAUUGUUCAUUGUCCUGGGCACUUGGUUCCACCUUUGGUAUAUCCAGGGAUAUGUCUUUGCCCAGCUCUCUAUUUUUUAUUCCUUAUAUGAGUUAUGAGAUUGAUCACUGUUCGCUAUCUUAACGUUUCAUUGUAUUAUUCACAUUGUACCAUUCUCCUACAGUUCAUAAAGUGAAACUAAGUCACGUGAUCUCCCUCUCGACCAACCACUUGCAUAGUCAUGCAUAAAACAAUCUCAUCCAUUCUAAAGUCGGAAAUUUUCUAUUUCAUGUACGCAAAUAUUUUCCAUCAACAACAAUAACGUUGUCUUUCUGGCUGGUUCAGAUUAUUAUUGUCAGUACAAAUUAUAUGAAUUUUUCAUGUUAGAUCUCAAUAGAAAUCAGUUCAAAUUAAACAGAUCAUUCUUGACGACGAUGUUCGAAAUAAUUAUUGUUUUUGAAAAAUUGUAUUUCUAAAGAUAUUAAAUUACUUUAAAUCGAAUCAGUUUUUGAUUAUAUCGGCAAUAUAAUUAUAAUGUCAAGGAAAUUGAAAUAUUUAUUUUUGGGAUAAAAUUAUAAUUUGGUGUCUUAAAAUCGGGAUAGAUUAUGAUCAUCGCUGAGAUAUGAUAAAAAUGUCAGUAAAUAGGGGGAUUGUUUCUAAAUUUUAGAUAGAUAUUAUAAUUUUGGUAUUUUAGAUAGGGAAAAGUAAUAAUGUGGAGGUACGUUACAUAUUUCGAUAGUUAAAUAUUAGGGGGAUGGACGAUGGAAAUAGUAAAGAAAGAUAUAGCAGAAAAGCUAAAUUUGAUCUUUACAACUUUAACUCCAGAUACAACGGAGAUAUCGAGUUCAUCUAAGAUCAUAUGUCUUUGACAGGGCAUUGUUUUUUCUUUGCUAUAGCGACCACAGUUGUAAAAUGAUCUGUUAUUUCGUGUUCAUUCUCGUGGAAAAUACCCCUUCGUGUAAGUCUAUAGCAUUUGUUACGAAGAGGAAAUGUGUAGUGUAUCAUAUGCGGUAUUUAAAAAAUAUCGCCCAUAAAACCAUUGAUUGACCAAUAUUACAUCGUCCAAAGAUGAUUUUCUUGUGGGAUUAGGCGAUAGAAGAGGGACUCAAUUUCCAUUCAAGAAAACAAAGAUUUGUGGACGUUUUCGGGAUACGAGCAUUUCGAAAAUUCCACAAGGAUUUUUCUACGGCGCUUGGCAUAUUAAGCAGUUAUGUAAAAUCUUUCUAUUUAUCUCAUCUCGUAAAUCUGUGUGGAGUGUUUCUUUCUGGUUUGUGAUCAUUACACAGCGCUAAUUACCUGUCAAAAAGUGAAUCCCCUGCAACAUAAAAAAAUUGUCCGAACCCAGCAGAACCUCGAAUUGGAGCAACAUCUUCCAAAAGACAAUGGCAUGCGAGGGAAGUUCGUGUUGUUCCUGUUGUUCGAGAUGUCACAGAAAAUGGGAAUCUUUGAUAGAGAAUGCAUUUGGCAGGCUCGGUUCUUUCAUUUCAUCAUAUCCCGUGAAAAUAAUGAUCGUGUGUAUUGUUGUCAACUUGCUUCUGACCAUUGGAAUCAUGAAUAUAGAAGUCGAAAAUGAUGUAGAAACACUUUAUACCCCGAUGGAUAGUCAAGCAAUAAAAGACCGGUCUGUAUUACGAAACCUAUACGGAGAUUCCACGAACAGUAGUUUUCGUUCUUACCAACUUUCAGACUUUGGACUGUAUGGCGAUAUACUGAUUCUCUCUAAAAAUAAGACUACAAUAAUGAGCCAAGCCUAUAUUGAUGAAAUAAACAACAUCAAUACUAUAAUCAGAAACACUAUAAUUGUUAGUGAUUCCUCUGGACAAACCUAUAGUUAUGAUGAUCUGAGUGCAGGUUCGAAUCCUAACGAAGGAAUCGCUAGUGCUGUUGUACUAUUGAAUACAUUUCAAGACAAUUUCAUAAUCUCUAAUAUAACUUAUCCAGUUUAUGGGGAAUAUAUCUUGUCGCCCUUUCUUGCGCAGGCAGUUUCUGCUAGCGGAAUGUUAAAUUCUGCAAUUGGAGUAAAAUUGCAGUACUAUCUUCGACAAAGUAAUACAAGUGCAGCGGAACUUUCAAAGAAAUGGGAAAAGGCAUUUGUUACCAAAAUGGAGAACCUGCAAACAAAUCUGACAGAUAUUGCCUACACAUCCUCAGAUUCCCUUGGAACAGAAUUGGACAAAAACACAAAUAGCGACAUAAAAUUUUUCUCCGUUACGUUUACGCUCAUGAUGACAUAUGCAUCUAUUGCUUCGUUGACCAUCAAUUGCAAUAAUGUAGCUAAUCGUAUGAAUUUAGGAAUAGCAGGUGUUAUUGCCCCUGUGUUGGCCAUCGCCUCAGCCUUCGGAUUUGUGAGUGCAAUUGGAGUGGAGUUCACCAACAUCGUUGGUGUAAUGCCGUUUUUGGUUGUCGGGAUUGGUAUAGAUGACAUGUUCAUCCUCAUGUCCGGAAUGGCGGAUGCCCCACCUCUGUCUGAAAUAUCCAUUAAACAAAGAGUGAUUUUCAUGAUGCAGAAGAGCGCAGUUGCCAUAACGAUUACGUCACUGACAGAUUUGCUGGCUUUUGUUGUUGGAGCAUCGUCGGUAUUCAAAAGUAUUCGGAAUUUCUGCAUUUACACAGGUGUGUCGGUGUUCUUUUGCUAUUUAAAUCAACUUUUCUUUUUGUGUCCGGCUAUAACGAUUAAUGAACAUAGAACGAAGGGGAACAAACAUUUCUGUUGUUCCUGUAAAACUGUAAGACCGAGAAACCAAUAUGAAAAUAAGUCGAAAUGUUUUCUCGUAUGUGUUCCUGGAUCGCCCCCCGAAACGAGAUUUGAUGUGGAAAGUCCAAUGGAAAAAUAUCCCAAAAAGUUUAUCCUUUUCAUUUUAAAUCAUACUGUCGGAAAAUCUUUCGUCAUUGUUGUAUUCCUCGCUUACCUAAGUUGUUCAAUAUAUGGAUGUGUAAAUCUUCAACAAGGCCUUCAGCUUUUCAAUUUAGUUUCAAAAGAUUCCUAUUUCUACAAGUAUAGUGUGUGGGACGAAAAUUAUUUCACCACUGAACCAAUGAUUACGCUUUGUGUGACUUCAGAACAAGAAUACCAUAGAAGUGAAACACAAAAUCUUAUAAAUUCUGUGUUAUCCAAGACGAAAUUGGACAGUUAUAUUGAUGACAAUGUUGAGAUAAAUUGGCUUACAAGUUACAAACAAUCUGCACAUUAUAAUGCCGCCACCGAAUCAAAUUUUGUUAGUGGUCUGAAGGACUUCUUGGCGUCACAGAGUGGACAAUCUUUUGAAAACGACAUUGUGUUUGAUACUUCUAGAAUUAAAGUGCUGUCAUCCAAAUUUUAUGUUAAGGCAAAGAAUAUGAAAACAUCAAAUGAACAAGGGGAUUUCAUGAAACGUAUGAGGGAAAUCACGGAGAAUACGGCACUUCCCUGUAUACUCUAUACCCCGGCUUUCGUUUUCUUCGAACAAUACGUACAAAUCCUGCCUAGCACUCUACAAACUCUGGGUAUUGCAGUUGCUGCAAUGCUGUUCGUAACGUUUAUAUUCAUGCCCGAUUUGCGAGUCGUUGCCUUAGUAUGCAUCACACUUAUUAGCAUCCUGUCCGGAAUAUUGGGUUUUAUGUACUACUGGGAUCUGACAUUGAGCUCAAUAACUAUGAUUCAUUUGGUAAUGAGUGUAGGGUUUUCUGUCGAUUUUAGCGUCCACAUUUGCCACGCCUUCAUGUCUGUUGAGGGAAACAGUCGCGACACAAUCCUAAAAAACGCUAUUGAUAGAUCCGGUGGUCCUGUCGUCAACGCAGCGUUUUCCACGCUAUUGGGGAUACUGAUGCUUGCAUUUUCCAGCAGCUACAUUUUUCAAUCUUUCGGUAUCCUGAUGUUUUUGGUAAUUGGAUUUGGACUGAUUCAUGCUGCGUUCUUUCUUCCUUUAUUACUAUAUGCAUUGUUGCCCUGCUUCCACACUAUAGAAUCUGGGAGAGUAAUCGAUUCGCCAGUCGAUUCUAGGUCCCAAAGAGCUUCGUCAGGAGUAUGUUUGUCAUCAUUUGACAACUCCAACGAUAAAAAACAUAAGGAAGCACCGAUUGAUAAGCAAACAUCUUUUGUGAAUGGAGAUCUACCUGUAUCUCAAACAAGGCCUUUACCAAGACCUUUACCAAAACCAAACUCGUCGAGACCUAACAGUCAACAAGGCAUAGUUAAAGAUAUCGGUGAUGGGUAUAAGAUGUACCAACCUCACAAAAACCACGCAUCUUGAGCAAAACAAUAUAUAACAUUCAUUUAAAGUUUGACAAUACUUUUUUUUUAUAUAUUCAAUCAAAGUAUAUCCACCGCAUCUCUUUUUAUGUAAGAUUUUGUGUUAACUAUCUACAUUUCAUAUUGCCAUUUCCCACUGGUUGAUAUUCAAACACAAAGAAUCAUAGAGUGAGGAGAUGAACAUUGCUUUUAAUAAAGCGUAGCAAAUUUAACAUAAAUUUGAUUGAUAGCUUUUAUAUUGUUUAACGUCCCCCUCGAGAAUCUUUCACUCAAAUGGAGAUGCAAAAUUUAAGUCUUUGCUCAACGCUCACGGCCUUUCACGAGGAUGGAUCUUUAUCGUGCCAUAUUUGCUCUGACAGCGGACCUUGGUUUUUGAGGUAUCAUCUGAAGGACCACCUUAUAUAGUCGCCUCUUACGGCAAGCAAGGGUUUCUGAUUAUCUAUUCUAACUCGGACGCCCCCCCCCCCCUGGGAUUAUUUAACAUAGAGAUGUAGGAGAAGCGAUAAAUCAUAAUCAUGAUUAUUCUUCAAAGCGUGUAUAAACCAAUAUCUAUUCAAGUUUGACAUGCAAGUAAUCAGGUACACUUAAAGAGGUCUACGUACAGUUUGUAUAAUCAACUUAUAAAUGGUUUUGAAUGUAGACCCUACAGAAAAACUAUGGUGGGGGUAAUAGUAAAAGUGAGAAGUAUACCUAUGUCUACUUUCAUUUUGACGUUAGAUGUAUUACAACUUUUAUUCAAAACAAUUAGAUAAAUAGGUAUAUUUAUUCCUCCUAUGUACGCGAUCCAACCUCCGGUGUGUCCAGGGAUCCGUGUUUUCUAUAUUAUUAAGUUUGGUAUUCGUAAUAGGAUUGAUGAGAUUAAACACUGUUCAAUAUCUUUAAUUUUUAUUGAGUAGAGGUACAAAAUCUACAUGUUGAUACUGGUGAAAUACCCUAACACCGUUAUGGCUGUAUUGGGAGUAUUCGAUGCCAAAUUACCUGGACGUGUAGCCUUAUCAUGAACGCUAAUGAAGUAAAGAUGGGAAAAGGCUAAAGGUUACUUAUGAACAUUAAGAUAUACAUUUCCAUUGUUUGCUUUUACUAUUUUUAUAAGUUGUAAUGACAGUCAUUUCCUUCUGAGCGGGGUGCAAUUGUAAAAAGUGCGUGAUAAAUAUAGUAUAUCUGUUAUGACGGUUGGAAAUUUUGACAGAAAUGUAAAUAGAUUGGGAAGAUAAGAAAUACAUUUCAUUUUUGAAAAUGCAUGAGGGAUUGAACUGCAACGAUUUACACCGGCUAUAUUUUUUCAGGGAGCGCUAAUUAUUUAUGUGGUUUAUUUUCAACUUGAAUGCAUACAUUCAUGUAUUUACCCCACCCAUCGCAUAUACAUAUGAGUCUUUAUUGCUUGAAAUCUCUAUCUACAGAAUUGAUAUCACAUUCAUAUCCAAUUUUCGGUACAUGUAAAACUGGUAUUAUCAACCAUGGAUAUAUAUAUAUAUAUAUAUAUAUAUAUAUAUAUAUAUAUAUAUAUAUAUAUACAUUCAUCAUACUCUUGAAGAAAUAAAGAAACUAAUAAAGUAUACUAAAGCAGCUUUGUGAUAGUUUUAUUAUUGUACAUCUUGUGUAGAUUUUUAUAUGCUUAAUUCUGGAUUAUAUCUAUAUAUAUAUAUAAUUUUCUCAAUAAAGUUGCAAGAUUGA
Molecule: messenger RNA, 5893 nt
Organism: Ostrea edulis (European flat oyster)
Lineage: Eukaryota; Metazoa; Mollusca; Bivalvia; Ostreida; Ostreidae
Product: patched domain-containing protein 3-like
Exons: 4
Coding region: 1374-4220 (948 amino acids)
Cellular component (GO): membrane
Source: RefSeq, a predicted model, not a curated record